Molecule: messenger RNA, 960 nt
Organism: Asparagus officinalis (garden asparagus)
Lineage: Eukaryota; Viridiplantae; Streptophyta; Magnoliopsida; Asparagales; Asparagaceae
Exons: 3
Coding region: 1-960 (319 amino acids)
Molecular function (GO): zinc ion binding
Source: RefSeq, a predicted model, not a curated record
AUGAGUGAGCUGCUUGCUGCGCUGGUUUUCCUCUUGACAGUAAUUCCCGUAAAUCAGGAACUUGUGAGGAAAUUUUCCCUGGGCGUGGAGGCGGAGAUGGAACCCCCUGCCCUUGGGUACAAGGGAACUCUACUUGCUGCUACUGCUUUGAAUGGAGAUGGAGGAAUGUUUCCUGUCGCUCUUUGCAUUUGUGGAACCAAGAAUGAGAGCAAUUGGGAGUGGUUCCUUGAAUGCAUUCAUGACGUAUUGUACAAUUCAGAUGAUCCAUAUACUCCGAAUGAUGAGCUAGUUAUAAUCUCUGAUCGAGACAAAGGACUUCAAAAUUCCAUCAAGAAUUGCUUCCCUUGUUCAUAUCACAGUUAUUGCAUCCGCCAUUUAAUGGCCAAUUAUAAGAACAACUUGUCAAAGAAAAGAUUACCAGCACCACUUAGGGAUGAUUGUGUUCAAAUUAUGAAGAGAGCUGCUUAUGCCUACACAAUGCAUGCUUAUCAUAAUGAAUGUAAUGAGCUCCAGAAUAAGUCAUCUAUUGCUUUCAUUGAAAUGCUGAAUAUGAGCCCACAGAACUGGGCUAAUUGUUAUUUUCCUAGAAAGAGGUAUGGGUGGUUAACCUCAAAUCUAGCUGAGUCCUUCAACGCAUGGAUUAAGGAAGCCCGAUUUUUACCGAUAGCGCAGUUGGUUGAUCACAUUCGGGUGAAGAUGAUGAAAAUGAGCUACGAUAGACGUGAGGAAUCCAACAAAUGGACUAAACCAUUUGUUCCUAGUGUAGAGGAGCAUCUUGUCCUAAUCAACGAGGGUGCACGUUGUCUUCAUGUUAAUCCUUCUAUGUCGAUUCUGUAUGAAGUACAUGAUUCCCCAUCUGUUAGAGUGAAUUUGGAGUACCGCACGUGUACUUGUCGCCAAUGGCAAGUUCUUGGACUACCUUGCAAGCAUGCGGCCGCCGUAAUCAGGCACAAAGAUUAG